CACUCUCUGGUCAUUGUUGUACUGCUCGAGCAGCGAACUCACACGCGCGUUUGUGAUCGCUGCUGGCAGCAUCACCAGCAAGAUGAAUACCUCUCAGCCUGUCGCUUCCUCAAUUGGAAGUGUACAAUUUGGCUUCCUUACUUCGACCGACGUUCGAGCUCUGUCAGUGAAGCAGAUCCAAAAUCCGACCACUUUCGAUUCUCUUUUGAACCCGGUGCCCGGUGGGCUUUAUGACCCGGCGCUCGGCGCAUGGGGAGAUAACCUUUGCGGAACAUGCAACCUGAACACCUUUUCUUGUCCGGGACAUGUCGGACAUAUCGAACUUCCUGUGCCCGUUUAUCAUCCCAUGUUCAUGGACCAACUCUUAAGACUUCUGAGGGCCAAAUGCGUUUACUGUCACCAUUUUAAAUUAGCGCGGAUCGAAGUACACCGCUUUUGCUGCAAGCUCAAGCUGAUUAGGCACGGCCUCCUUAACGAAGCGGAGGAACUUGAAAAUAUUUCGCUUGUUCCGAAGGGGAGCAAGACAUCCAGGAACCAAGAUGGAGGAGAUAUUGAAGCAGCUGGUAGCGAUUCCGAAGGCGAGGAUGCGGAGAGCUUGAUGCGUCGACGCAAUGAGUUUGUGAGAUCCUGCAUUAAACAGGCCAUUGGUGGAAUUAGAAAAUCCAAGUGGGUCGGCGAGAAAACUGAGGCUGUUGCUGAAGAGCGAAGAAUUGUUUCCAAGGAAUUUUUGGCGACGAUAACGAAAGGGAAGAAAUGCUCGAAUUGUCAGGGGGUUUCCCCCAGCUACCGGAAAGACCGUUACUCCAAAAUUUUCAGAAAGCCUCUUGGCCCAAAGGAGAAGGCACAAAUGAUCCAGGGCGGUUUCAAGGCAUCAAACCCUCUUGUUACCUUACAUAAUGACCGAAAAACUGCUCUAAAACGCAAAAGAGGCAGUGACAACUUAGACGAGGGUAUCGUUGCUGAUUUCGAAGACGCAACACCUGACGAAGAGGAAGGCGAGCCCAUGGAUAUUCUCGACGCCUCUGCUGACGGAUCUGCGAUCGCUUCGGAAGCCGCUGCAGUCAGAGACACAUCCAAAGAAGCAACCGAAGGCAAGUCAGAAUUUAUCAGCGCCGGAGAAGUCUAUGCUGCAAUGGUUCACCUUUUCGAAAAAGAGAAGGAGAUUAUGACUCUGUUGUAUCGGCCGCAAAACCGAUCAAAAGCACCUGCCACGGCGGACAUGUUUUUCAUCAAGGACUUGGUCGUCCCGCCCAACAAAUAUCGUCCUGAGGCGAAGACAGGAGAUGGAGAGAUCGCAGAGGCGCAACAAAACACCCUUUUCAAACAAAUCUUGACACAGUGUGACUUCAUGAACCAGAUCAACAAGGAAAUGAAGGGCUCUAUUUCCGGCCAGAACGUCCGCCAAAGAAAUUUCACCGAUCUCCAGAACGCCUGGGUUCGGCUUCAAGACGCUGUCAAUUCGUUGAUCGACCGAGACAGGAAUCCUAUUCAAGGGGCCGCGGGAAAGAAGAACGAGGAUGGCAUAAAGCAAAAGCUAGAGAAGAAGGAAGGUUUGUUUCGAAAGAAUAUGAUGGGCAAGCGUGUAAAUUUUGCUGCGCGAAGUGUCAUAUCCCCUGAUCCGAACAUUGAAACAAACGAAAUUGGAGUGCCACCGGUCUUCGCAAAGAAACUCACCUACCCCGAGCCUGUCACAAACCAUAAUUUCUAUGAAUUGAAAGAGGCAGUUCUGAAUGGUCCAGAUAAGUGGCCGGGAGCUGCUGCUAUCGAGAACGAGAAUGGGCAGGUGAUCAGUCUGCGUACAAAGAACCUCGAGGAACGACAGGCCUUGGCAAAUCAGUUGCUUGCCGCAUCGAGUGCCAACAUGACUGGCUCAAAGAACAAAAAGGUUCAUAGGCAUUUGAACAAUGGGGACAUCGUGCUAAUGAAUCGACAACCGACUCUUCAUAAACCGUCAAUCAUGGGACACCGCGCCAGAGUUUUGCCCGGAGAGAAAACGAUUCGCAUGCAUUACGCCAAUUGCAAUACUUAUAAUGCUGACUUCGACGGAGAUGAAAUGAAUAUGCACUUCCCUCAAAACGAAAUUGCAAGAGCUGAAGCCUUGCAAAUCGCAGACACCGAUCACCAAUAUCUCGUGGCCACGUCCGGAAAGCCGCUUCGUGGUCUCAUUCAGGAUCACAUUUCUAUGGGUGUAUGGAUGACCAACAGAGACACAUUCUUCACUCGCGAUGACUAUCAGCAGCUGUUGUAUAGCUGUUUGCGACCCGAAAGCAAUCAUACGACAUCCCAGAGAAUUCUCACCGUCCCUCCUGCGAUUAUUAAGCCUGUGCCAAAGUGGACAGGAAAGCAGGUGAUCACAACAGUCCUCAAAAAUAUAAAGCCGCCGUCUCAUCCUGGGCUGAGCCUUACAUCGAAAUCAUCAACCAGCAGUGAUCGGUGGGGGGAGAAAUCUGAGGAAGGCAUUGUCAUUUUCAAAGAUGGCGAGCUGCUGUGUGGAAUCCUCGACAAAGCUCAACUUGGACCGAGCGGUCUUGGAAUGGUGCAUUCAAUCUACGAGGUGUACGGACCAACGAUAGCCGGAAAACUAUUGAGCGUGCUGGGAAGGCUACUCACCAAGUUCUUGCAUAUGCGCGCUUUCACUUGCGGUAUGGACGAUCUAGUGCUCACCAGAUCAGGUGAGGAGAUGAGGAAGGAGAAGUUGAAAGAUGCCGCAACCGUCGGUCUGGAAGUAGCUGCAAAGUAUGUGACGCUGGAUGACAGAAAACCAAGGUCCAAUGACCCUGAGCUACGACUACGGCUUGAGGGAGUACUGAGGGAUGAUGAGAAACAGGCUGGUCUGGAUCAAGUUUACAACGCCAGGACGGCCUCGCUAUCCUCUGGUGUAACUGGUGCUUGCUUACCCACCGGUCUGGAGAAGUCUUUCCCGAGAAACCAAAUGCAGGCCAUGACGAACUCGGGUGCUAAGGGUAGCUCUGUGAAUGCAAACUUGAUCUCUUGCAACCUCGGACAACAGGUUUUGGAAGGCAGAAGAGUACCUACUAUGAUCAGCGGCAAAACCUUGCCAUGUUUCAAGCCAUUUGAUACAAGUGUAAGAGCGGGGGGUUACAUCACCGACCGUUUCCUUACAGGUAUCAGGCCACAGGAGUAUUACUUCCACGCCAUGGCUGGCAGAGAAGGUUUAAUUGACACGGCUGUUAAAACUUCUCGCUCCGGAUAUUUGCAACGUUGCUUGAUCAAAGGAAUGGAGGGACUCAAGGUUGAAUACGACAACACUGUUCGUGAUUCUGACGGCACCAUGGUUCAGUUUCUCUAUGGAGAAGAUGGUCUCGACGUAACGAAGCAGAAACACCUCACGCAGUUCACUUUCCUGGCGGAGAACUUCUUUUCCAUUUAUGAGCAACUGGGCAUCCGAGAUGAAUUCCAAAAGAUAAUUUCGGAUGAGGCUCCCGAUUGGAGUAAAACUGCUAUGAAGAAGGUGAAAAAGACGGGGAAAAUUGACGCAAUGGAUCCAGCGCUAGCGCGCUUCCCCCCCGGUAGAUUCUUCGGUAGCACCUCGGAAUCCUUUGCUGAAGAAUUAAAGAAGUACGUCGACACAAACCCAGACAAAAAGAUCAAAGAUAAGAAGCAGGGCGUUGAGGGUAUUGUGAGCAAAAAGGCGUUUAAUACAAUGCUGGAAGCAAAAUACAUGAAGUCAGUCAUUGAGCCCGGUGAGGCAGUUGGAGUUGUCGCUGGACAAUCUAUUGGAGAGCCUUCAACUCAAAUGACAUUAAACACCUUCCAUUUGGCUGGACAUUCGACCAAGAAUGUUACACUUGGUAUUCCUCGACUUCGAGAAAUUGUCAUGACCGCAAGCAACCACAUCUCAACACCUUCGAUGACUUUGCAUCUUAUCCCUGAGCUUUCCGAGCAGGAAGGCGAAAGAUUUGCUAAAGCAAUCAGCAAGCUAACUCUGGGAGAGAUCAUCGACAAGGUUACCGUGACCGAGAAGUCUGCGCAAGGUGUUGCAUAUCCUAGAGCGAAAAUCUACAGUGUUCGUCUUGACUUCUAUCCGGCAGACGAAUACUGUUCACAGUAUGCAAUUAAUGUUGAAGACGUUACCCGCACUCUUGAAAACAAAUUUGUUCCCUAUCUUCAGAGAAUUGUUCGGUCUGAGCUGAAGAAAAAAGGCGAAGAGAAGACGCUUAAACAAGGUUCAAAGAGCGAUGCGCUGCCACAGAUCGGUGAAGCAUCAGGCACAAUUGAGGAAGCACCUUCGCGCCCAGAGGCGGAACAGGAAGGAGGCGAUGAUGAUGAGGAUGAUGACGGUGAUGAUGAUGAUGCUACCAACGCAAAGCAGCGUCAGAAUCGUGCCGAAGCAGUUUCCUAUGCUGCGCCGGAUGAGGACGAACAAGAUAUUGCGGCCCAAAUAGCUAGGGAAGGAACGCCUGAAGAGGAUGCUGACGAGGAAGUGAGCACUAGAAAAUCCGGGGUCUCGGACGAGUCCGGAAACGCUGUUGAGAAUGAAAAGGGCCAAUCCGCAAAGGGCGCCGCUAAGGAGAGACAAAACAGAAUCAUGGCCAAGAACCAUGAUGUUACGAGCUUCACCUUUGAUGACGUGCAUGGAAGCUGGUGCGAACUGCAGCUCGAGUAUGAUGUUUCCACAGCAAAACUUCUCAUGCUCAACCUGGUCAACUCUGCUUGCCACCACGCUGUCAUUCAGUCGAUCCCUGGCCUUGGCACCUGCACCCUCACGACCGAUAAAACUCGGGACCCUGUUACGCGCAAAGAGAUUGAAUUUCCCGUUGUCGUUACCGAUGGUGCUAACCUGACGGCUAUGCGCGACUACCAGGAUAUCAUCAAUCCGCAUAAGAUUUUCACCAAUGACAUCGCAGCAGUGCUGCAACUCUAUGGUGUGGAGGCGUGUCGUGCGAACAUUGUCAGGGAAAUGGAUGCUGUUUUCCAGGGUCACGGUAUAUCGGUCGACAACCGUCACUUGAACCUGAUUGCCGACAUGAUGACGAGAGGAGGUGGUUUCACUCCUUUCAAUAGAAAUGGACUCAAGAGCAGUGUCAGCCCGUUUAUGAAGAUGAGCUUCGAGACCACUGUUGGUUUCUUACGCGAUGCUGCCUUGGAAGAGGAUUGGGACGACCUCACCAACCCAAGUUCUCGCAUUGUGGUGGGUAAGCUCGGAAAAGUAGGAACUGGAGCCUUUGAUGUCAUGAUGCCAGUCACAUAAAGCAAUUGUUGUGCUAUCUCGGCCCAGAGGAAUCGGCGCGUGUUUCAGGUUAACCAUUCUGGCAUUAAUGGGAGGGAAAUUUUUGCAUUUUUAAAAAGCUAGCUCAGUAAUAGUCUGCAAGGUGUCAAUUAGAAUCGAAAAAGUAUCAUUCAAAUGCGCAAUAUG
Xylona heveae TC161 is the source of this 5377-nucleotide messenger RNA. Its product is annotated as DNA-directed RNA polymeras-like protein I subunit. Bases 83 to 5212 code for a protein of 1709 amino acids. NCBI's taxonomy places the organism in Eukaryota, Fungi, Ascomycota, Xylonomycetes, Xylonales, Xylonaceae. Gene Ontology annotation, molecular function: DNA-directed RNA polymerase activity; DNA binding. The transcript is spliced from 5 exons. The record is from RefSeq and is a predicted model, not a curated record. Gene Ontology annotation, biological process: DNA-templated transcription. Gene Ontology annotation, cellular component: RNA polymerase I complex.